Messenger RNA from Girardinichthys multiradiatus, 909 nucleotides. RefSeq names its product E3 SUMO-protein ligase ZBED1-like. The record is from RefSeq and is a predicted model, not a curated record. The transcript has 2 exons. Bases 144 to 878 code for a protein of 244 amino acids. NCBI's taxonomy places the organism in Eukaryota, Metazoa, Chordata, Actinopteri, Cyprinodontiformes, Goodeidae.
CCACAAUAUCAGCAGCUUUUGCUAAAUCAACUAAAUACAGGCCAGGCAGCGAAAGAUGGACCAAGUGUACAACAGCUGUUGCAAGAUUUCUGGCGAAGGAGUGCGUCCCAUUUCAGGCGGUUGAAAGAGAAAGUUUCAAAAAAAUGUUGACUACACUGGAUGCGCAGUAUGAACCGCCUGGGAGGAAAUAUUUCUCGGAGACUGCUGUGCCAAAACUGUAUGAACAGCUGAGAGGGGAAAUAGUUAAUGAAUUAAAAGAGGCCAACUUCAUUGCUUUGACUACGGAUAUGUGGUCAAGCAUUAACAUGUCUCCUUAUAUGUCCAUAACUGCACACUAUGUCUCAAAAGACUGGACAUUAAAAUCCAAAUGUCUCGAGACAGCUUUUACCCCAGAGAGUCACACCGCGGCGGUGCUAGCUGAAGCACUCCAGGAUGGGUUGCAAGCAUGGGAAAUAGGAGAAGAGAAAGUCGUCUGCAUUACAAGCGACAACGGAGCCAACAUCGUUGCAGCUGUUCGUGAUCUUAAGUGGCCAUGGAUCAGUUGUUUCGGGCAUAAUUUGAACUUAGCCGUCAACAAUGCCUUGAAUAAAGAAAAAAACAAAACGGACCGGGCUUUCGGAGUGUGUCGCCAAAUAAAUGGAGCCUUUUCACACAGUUGGCAAAGGCGACAGCAACUCAGGAAAGAGCAAGAGCAACAGGGGAUAAAGAAACCGCUUUCUUUAAUAACUGAUUGUGCAACGCGCUGGGGCAGCAAAUAUGCCAUGACAGAGAGGAUUCUCACCCUGCUGCCUCACAUCAGAAGGGUUUUUGCUGAUGACAGGACUCGGCGCACACUACCAACCAUUGGCUGUCACAGAAGGCCUGAAAUCUGUAUCUGAAUUUACAGACAUCUUGUCAAGUGAGCGUGAC